UCGAAUAGAAAAUUUGCACGCGUUGAAUUCGAAUAGAAAGCAACCUAUGCGUUGUAUUCGUUUACAACACGUGUGUUAUGUUCGGGGCAAGACUGCAACAGCCGAAGGCAGAAGAGAACUCCGGUAACCUAUGCGUUGUAUUCGUUUACAACACGUGUGUUAUGUUCGGGGGAAGACUGCAGCAGCUGAAGGCCGAAGAGAACUCCCGUAGCAGAAGGUGCAACACGUGUGUUAUGUUCGGGGGAAGACUGCAGCAGCUGAAGGCCGAAGAGAACUCCCGUAGCAGAAGGCGCGAACCGUCGGGAAGAAGAAGGUCGUUUGACCAGAAGCAUCAGGAAGAAGAAGGUGUGAUCAGAAGGAUCAGGAAGAAGACACCCAUCCUCUGGUGUGUUUGAUGAUAUGGGUUUCUUCGGCAAGAAGGAGAAGGAAAAGGAGGAAGAACCUUGUCAUCGCCAUGCGUGUGUGAUUCAGCGGUGUUUGGUGAAGAACGACUUCGUACCAGACAAGUGUGCUCGCCCGAUUAUUGCACUGAGGAGCUGUUGUGAAGAACACAGCUACAAGUCGACGCACUGUGCCUCUUUGUCCGGGCUUAUAGAUAUCAUCAAUAAGAAGAACAAGAGCAUCAUCAAUAAAACAGCAGCAGGGACGACGACGACUCAGAAAGCAAGCGCUGAGACAAAGCAGCAGCAGCAGAAGUGACGUAGGAAAGCGCGAAUAAAAACUAGCCAUUAUAUUUCGUAAUGGCCUUCCAGAAGAGAGCAGCGGGGAAGAAAGAGGACUGAGUAAGGCGAGCGCUGAGACGAAGCAGCAGCGGAAUAAGGGGAGGAAAGAUCGAAUGAAAACUACUGUCUUACCGCGAACACAACUCACCCUGACAGCGAAUGUAUAGAAGCUAUCUUUCCAGUUCUGUGCAGUCAAACUGAGGGAGUUAUGUUCGGGAGAAGACGGGAGCCGUUGUUUCCUGUGAAUUCAACGAGGCAGCAGUGAGGACGACGAGACUAGCCGAGACAAAGCAGAAGCGGUUGUUUCCUGUGAAUGCAACAAGAAAGCGGUGAGACAAAGCAGCAGCGGGAUAAGCACAAAAGAUCGAAUAAAAACUAACCGUUGUUUCAUGUGAAUUUAUCGAGACCAAAUAUGUUAAAAAGCUUCCAUAUCCAAGGCUUCUCUGGGUUCGUGUGUCCAUUACAUUUAACUUCAUUUUAAAGGUAUUCUUAAUAUUGCGGAAGCUAAAAAAAGCAUCCAUCUGUGCACUUGUAUCUCCAGUUAUAUAAGUACGUACUACGUACAAAACGGUAUAAAAGUAUGAUGUAGCCUAAGCAUCCCCAUCUCCUGACCUGUCUCACUCAUGGGCCAUCGUGUCCUAUUUGGUCUCAUCUGUAUGUCUGUCAGGACAAACCAAUGGGAUGAAGAGGAGCAAAUGAAAGCGGUUCUAGAUC
Molecule: messenger RNA, 1436 nt
Organism: Chara braunii
Lineage: Eukaryota; Viridiplantae; Streptophyta; Charophyceae; Charales; Characeae
Source: the annotation of a GenBank genome assembly